CUUUUGUUUAUACAGUGUUUUGUCAGUGAGAGCUCACUGAUUGUCUUCAUCAUGACCAUCAUCUCUCUGCUCCUGCUGGCCUCUCUGCUGCCACACCUGACCUUCACCGCUCGUGUGAAUGUGGGUAUAGUGAAUGGCACAGAAGUAAAACCACACUCCAGACCUUACAUGGUUUCUGUUCAGAAGAACUGGCUUCAUAUCUGCGGUGGAUUCCUCAUUUCUGAUGAGUUUGUCUUGACUGCCGCACAUUGUCGAAAGAAUUCAGAGACUCUGACAGUCGUGGUUGGUGCACAUGACCUAAAAAAUAAGACUGAAGGUUCUGUCUGCAUCAGAGUGAAGUCCUACCACCAGCAUCCAGACUUUACUGAGGAACCUGUGAUGAAUGACAUUAUGCUUUUGAGGCUAGAGAAAAAAGUCACACAAAAUGAAAAAGUCAACUGGAUAUCUAUAUCAAUAAAAGAAGAGGAGAUUGAAGUGCAUUCUGUCUGCAGCGUUGCAGGCUGGGGAAGGCUGCAUAAUGGCUCCCUUAGCAAUCGUCUCAUGGAAACACACGUGAAGAUAAUGAAUAACACAAAAUGUGAAAAUAAAUGGGGAAAAGAUGAAUAUUCAGCUUCACAGAUGAUGUGUACAUAUGGCAAUGGUGGAAGUUGCACUGGGGAUUCAGGAGGUCCUUUGGUUUGUGGGGAAACUGCUGUUGGUGUCACAUCGUUUGGUGACCCUAAUCUCUGUAAUUCCCCUGAGCUACCUGAAGUUUAUAUGAAGGUUUCGGCAUAUCUGCUAUGGAUACAAAAAUAUAUUGGAAAUGUUUAUUGACUUUUUAAAUUUUGGUUUCAAUAAAUGUGUAGUUGUCGUAUGUCAAUCACCUAUGAGUGGUUAUUUCUUUACCCAGUCCUUGGGAGACUGCAAAUACGAAAGCCUUUUUUAAUCACUUUUUUUUUAAAGGAUGGUACAUUCUGAUGGCAUUUCCUGCAGACAAUAUAUUUUUACCACAUUGAUUCAGAAGAUAUAUGGUUCCUGCUCAUAAGACAUAGAGUAAAAACAUAUUGUAAAAAUGCUCACUUUACUGCAAAGACUUUGGGAAGACCUGAUAGAAGGAACUAAGCAUUUAAAGGUUUGACUUGAAUAUGCUGGAAGUAUUUUUAACACAUAAAAAUGGUGACCAACCCUGUGAUGUUACAUGCUGUGGUAUUGCAACAUGGCAGCACCCUACAUCAUUCGUGUUUGUUACGCAUUUUUUUUUAGGGUAGGUUUAGGGUUAGUAGAAUAAGUUGACAUAUACUUGCAAAGUUUCUCAUAGUCAAUGUGUUGUAUGUUGUGGACCCAUCAAAAUAAAGUGUUAGAAGAUAUUAAGCAGACAGUCUACUAAUACUCUAAUGACUGCUAGUUGACAUGUACUUGCAAAGUUAUUUAUUGUUAGUAGAAUGUCUAAAGUGGACUAUCAAA
This is a messenger RNA of Onychostoma macrolepis, 1443 nucleotides long. Its product is annotated as granzyme-like protein 2. Lineage: Eukaryota; Metazoa; Chordata; Actinopteri; Cypriniformes; Cyprinidae. Gene Ontology annotation, biological process: proteolysis. The record is from RefSeq and is a predicted model, not a curated record. Gene Ontology annotation, molecular function: serine-type endopeptidase activity. Bases 52 to 813 code for a protein of 253 amino acids. The transcript has 5 exons.